AGCGGGUCCUGGCACUUUUUGCGUAUUUUUUAUAUAUGAGUUUUUUCUCCGUAUGUUAAUGAUAUAUAUUUAUUGGUCAAUUCUUUAAGUAUAUAACAUUCAAAAACUAGAUAUUUUCAGUGUUUUGUUGGUUAAAAAUAAAAAAAUUGUAAUCGGUGAAAUCUUCGGCUCGUUCCGUAAAUCGCGCCUCCAGAGAUCGGAUGUGACGUCACAUCAAGAACACGAGGAAAGAUGGUGCGAAGAUGCGUGGUUGGUGGGUGCAGUAAUACCAACAUAAAUUCAUCCCUGCACGAGUUCCCAUCAGACCUAAAUGUAAGAAAAAAGUGGGACAGGUUCGUUUCCUCCACACGGAAAGAUUGGAAGCGUGGGGUAGAUACAUCAGUUAUUUGCGGAGACCACUUUAUAGUCCCAUCAGACUUCGAGGGUUACCAACAGUGGCGGAGUGGGUUUAAGAAAAAACUUACACUCAGGCCCGGGGCUGUACCAACCAUCCGUUCCCCCUCAUCAUCAAAGCCUGAACAACAACGACGGGCUGUACAAAAGCUUAAUAUAUCAAGGUUGUUUGAUGGCGCUUUAUCGGGACACACUGAAGCUGUAGACCUAGAAGUCUGUGAAAGGUUGUCACAAGCAGGUGCUUCCACUAUUCCUUCAGAAGAAGAUGAAGUCAGAGAUAAUUUAUUGAAUGCUGAAGCAACUGUUGUAGGUGACUUAGUUUCCAAUAACAUGCCACAUCAAGUUGUAUGUUCACUUGAGCCAAAUAAAGCACAGGAUACAGCUGUAUGUACAGAUGAAACUGUAGUCUUUCCUGUUGAUGACCCCCCUAAAAAACAGUCGAGGGGAACACAGUUGGGAUUGAAAAGAGAGAGCUACAGAAGUAUAGGUAUUCAGGUAGACAUGUCUGAGAAGUGCGAGACUUGUGAUGUUGGUGUUCAGUGUGGGGAGGCGGAACAAAUGGAGGAUUUUAUGGAUAAUAGUAUCUUCGACAACACUGCAGACCAGAAUUCUGACACUGAAAGCUCCACUCAUGACAUUAUACAAAAUGAUGAAAAUACUGAAGAACGGCCAAUGGAGGAGCCAGAACCUUGCCAUCUGGAGGAAAAGUUUUUAGUAUUUAAGUGGCAGCUUCUUCAACUAUUUCAGUAUUGCCCAAAAUGUCAUCUUCCAGCUCGUGGCAUUGUCGAUAAGAGAGUUGGAACUUGCAUUCAUAUAGUGCAGAAGUGCUCUGCGUGUAACUUUGUCAAUAAUUGGGCAAGUCAACCUUAUAUUGGCAAAAUGCCAGCUGGAAAUCUUCUUCUUUCAGGUUCCAUUUUAUAUUCUGGCAGUCUAAGCAGCAAGUGCCUUCUAAUGUUCAAGUUGUUGAAUAUGGCUUGUUUUGGACGCAGUACAUUUUUUAGGCAUCAACAACAGUAUGUUUUGCCAACAGUUGUGCUACAUUGGAAGCAGGCACAGAGUACUAUUCUUGCCGACUUAAAGUCACAGAACAGAGGGUUGGUGCUUGCUGGUGAUGGACGCUCAGACAGCCCUGGUCAUUGUGCGAAAUAUGGUGCAUUUACUUUCAUUGAAACCAAGAUCAACAAAGUUCUAGACAUUCAACAAGUGCAGAGUAAUGAAGUUCCAAAUAGUUCAUGGUGUGAGCAUGAAGGAUUAAAGAGAAGUGUAAGAUUUCUGAAGGAUGAGGGGUUACAGUUAGACACCCUUAUUACAGACAGACACAGACAGAAUAACAAGUGGAUAAAAGAAAAUCUUGAUGGAACAAACCACUUCUAUGACAUCUGGCAUGUUGCCAAAGGCACAGGAAAGAAACUCGAUGCUUUAGCCAAGGUCAAGGAUUGUGAUAUUGUUGGUAAAUGGAAGCAGUCCAUCACCAAUCAUAUGUAUUGGUCUGCAGGUUCUACACCUGAUAACAACGGGGAUAUGAUUGUUGCCAAGUGGGAGUCGGUCAUACAGCAUGUGCAAAACAUCCACACCAACCACCCGAAUGCUCUUUUCCAAAGAUGUCUUCAUGAUCCCCUGGAAGAAGAUGACGAGCGGGAAAUAGAGUGGCUUAAUCCAACAAGCAAAGCCUUUGAGCAAUUGGAAAAGAUUCUUUUAAACAAGACCCUCUUAAAAGACAUAUCAAGACUUUCCAGUCAGGAGCAGACUUCUUCGUUGGAGGCUUUUCAUAGCUUGAUUCUCCAUUUUGCUCCCAAGAAUACAGCCUUUUCUUAUCUUGGAAUGUUAUGUCGACUCUACUUGGCUGGACUCCAUUACAAUGAGAAUUCGGAACGUGACCAAAUGUUCACCAGACAAGGAGAACCAUGCUUCACGAUCAGGUACCCAAAAGGAAGGAAAGGACAAGCUGUUGUACGUCCUGACAAAACUAAGCCUACCUAUGAUUAUGCCAUGCACCUCCAACAAGAGUUGGUUGAUCGAUAUAUCCAAGGGCCAAGCCAACUACGAGAUUCCAUCGAUAAUCUACGUGCUAGGGUACCUAAUUUUCUAUCCGCAAAUGCAGAUCAACCGGACAAGGCAGAGGCUGUGGAGAUGUUCGUGUCCAGAUAUAACAGAUAAUGACACUUGAUACAUCUAUUUGUGUCUAUAUAUUGUGCUCUGUACUAAUCUAAUUUGAUUGUUACAACCACAUAAAAUUGUAAAUGUAUACCAUAAUUAACUCCAUAGAAGCCUUUUUAGCAGAAUGCACAAACAUCUUGUUGUUGAUUACCAAAACCAGUAUGUACUUAUUUUAUUGCCUCUAAGGUCUGACAAGUUGUAAGAACUGUUUGUUGAGAAAUGCUACAUUCGGCAGUUUUUUUAAUUGUUGGAAUGAGCUUACCUAGGUUUCUAGUUAUUUGGCCACUCAAAGUUUUUGUAUUGUCCAUCAUUUGCAGGAAAUGCAUUUCUAAUGCUUGACAUUACACAGGCUGGUAAAGGAGUACGGUUGUUCUUUCCCAGGAAACCCCAACACCAUCUUACUAAUUGACGAUAAGCCACAUAUCUAAACUUCCUAAAAUAUUGCACAUUUUUGUAAAGAUUGUGCUUAAUAUACAUAAAAUGUGUUGGAUAUUUAAAUGUGGAUGAAUGUUUAUUUUUUUGUUUAAUGUUUUGUAUUUUAUGUAAGGUUUUAUUUAUUAAGACACUCACUGAUGCUGGGGUUUUUGUAUCCUUCCCCAAUCUUGUCUGUAAGCAUAAUAUGCUGUUUCUAAAACCCAUGGAUCCAAACAAACACUUUGAAAACCAGGAUGUGAUGUUAUGCAAAUAAAAUCUUUCUUGGUCUGCUCAUUUCCUUCAUUUAUCUUAGCUUUUGUUUUGUCACAUUCUUGACAGCAAAACCUGUUGUCUGGACAUUCAAUAGGUUGACAUGUACCACAUGUACACCUAAAAUGCAUAGAUAUUAAUUAUUUAUUGCCAUAUUUGGAGAGGAGUCUUUAAUCUUUUGUUUUAGGGAUGAAAUAGUUUUUAAGAAAUUGUUGAAUGUUUACCCGGUACUACUUGUUACAAAGGAAAGUUUGAAUUUAAGUCUGGUGAUUAUGAAUCAUUUUGAU
Saccostrea cuccullata (small rock oyster) is the source of this 3521-nucleotide messenger RNA. RefSeq lists its product as uncharacterized. The record is from RefSeq and is a predicted model, not a curated record. NCBI's taxonomy places the organism in Eukaryota, Metazoa, Mollusca, Bivalvia, Ostreida, Ostreidae. The coding region runs from base 232 to 2550 and encodes 772 amino acids. The transcript is spliced from 14 exons.